UUGACGCAUCGGAGUGAGUGAGCACACCAAGGCUUCACUUUCCAAUAUGCAACCUGCGAGACGCCACGCCGUCAGCUACUUGUGCUUCUGACACUGAGAGAGACAGAGAGGAGAGAGGCGGGGAUGGAGGUACAGUAGUGGAGCUGCACAGACACGGCACAGCCCGCGAAUGUAACGCCACACAAAAGAAAGAGCAGCAUCUUUGCGCACAAGUCAGGCGGAUAUUUUUUGGCCGGGAGCGUCGCCGCGACUCGACAGUGAUGUCUGUGUGCAGAAUUUUGUAUAGUGAUAAAACACGGAUUAAUCUGAGGCUGUGAAUUCCUCGGAGACAUUUACUGCUGUGAGGACAGAUUGGGAAACCAGAAAGGUGCAAAUCGGAUUCCAUACAUUUGUGAUUGGAUGUGAGACUACUUUGACCCUACAAAAUUGAAGAUGAUGUUGCUAUGGAAACUGCUGGUGCUGCAGUCACUUAUGGGGUGCCUUGCAGAGAGCAGUGUCCUGCAGAGUCCUGCCUUCACCAAGCAGCCCGGCAGCAUUGUGUAUCCUGUGGAGACUGUGGAGAAGAACAGGGAGGUGGUGUUCAGCUGUGAAGCCCAAGGAAGCCCACCACCUAUCUACCGAUGGAAAUUGAAUGGCACGGAAAUCAGUCCCAAAUCUGGAUCUCACUACAGCCUCUCUGGAGGCAACCUCAGAAUCAGCCAUCUGAACAAAGACCAAGAUGCUGGAACGUAUCAGUGCCUCGCCUCCAACUCUUUCGGGACCAUCGUCAGCCGAGAGGCCAGUCUAACCUUUGCAUACUUGGAAAACUUCAAGACUCACAGAAGAAGCUCUGUAUCAGUCCGCGAAGGUCAAGGAGUGGUUCUGCUCUGCGGCCCUCCACCGCAUUCUGGAGAUCUUGUAUUUUCCUGGAUCUUUAAUGAGUACCCGACAUUUGUGAAGCAGGAUACUCGUCGAUUCAUCUCGCAGGAGACGGGGAAUCUGUACAUCGCCAAAGUGGAGCCCUCUGAUGUUGGCAACUACACCUGCGUGGUGACCAACACCGUCACAAAGACCCGAGUUCAGGGUCCACCCACUCCACUAGUGCUCCGCAGUGAUGGUGUGAUGGGAGAAUAUGAGCCAAAGAUUGAAGUUCAGUUUCCAGAGGUUGUUCAUGUUGCCAAAGGAUCCACUGUAAAGCUGGAAUGCUUCGCUCUGGGAAACCCAGUACCAUCUAUAAACUGGAGGAGAGUGGAUGGUGUACCCUUCCCCAGGAAAGUAGACAUGAGGAAAGCCAGCGGCGUCUUGGAAAUCCCAUAUUUCCAGCAGGAGGACGCCGGCACGUACGAGUGUGUGGCAGAGAACUCCAGGGGAAUGAACACAGUGAAAGGGAAGCUCUCUUUCUACGCUCCUCCUCAUCUCAUUGAGAAACCCCAAGAUGUCCAGAAACUCAUUGAUGACUCGUUGGUGUGGGAGUGUAAAGCCACAGGGAAGCCAAAGCCUUCUUACAGGUGGAUGAAAAAUGGAGAGAACCUGGAGUCUGCGGAGGAACGCAUACAGGUUGCCAACGGAGCAUUGUCAAUCAGUCGUCUGACCCUGUCCGACACAGGAAUGUACCAGUGCGUGGCUGGGAAUAAGCACGGCGAGGUCUACUCCAAUGCGGAGCUCCGAGUAAUAGCUGUUGCCCCAGAUUUCUCCCACAACCAGCUGAAGAGCCAGACGCUGGUGAAGGUUGGAGGAGAUGUGCUCAUUGAGUGCAAGCCCAAGAUGUCCCCUUGGGGUGUAAUCUCCUGGCGGAAGGGCAACGAACCACUCCGGGAAAGUAACAGGGUCACCAUCUUGGACAACGGUAAUCUUCGGGUAUGGAAUGCAACCAAAUCUGAUGCAGGUCUCUACACUUGUGUGGCAAGAAACCAGUUCGGCAUAGCAAGCAGCACAGGAAGCGUCACAGUUAAAGAGCCGACCAUUAUCACCACCCUGCCGACCACGCUGGACAUCACAGUGGGGGAGAGCGUUGUCCUGCCCUGCCAAGUGAGCCAUGACCCGUCACUGGAGCUCAAGUUCACCUGGUUCUUCAACGAGCAGCUCAUCCACUUUGGGAGCCACGGUGGAUUUUUUGAAAAAGUGGGAGGUCAGCAUUCGGCAGGAGACAUUAUGAUUCGAAAUAUCCAGCUGAGGCAUGCGGGGAAGUACACGUGCGCUGUGCAAACGAAGGUGGACAGCAUUUCCAUUGCUGUGGACUUGGUUGUCAGAGGUCCCCCGGGGCCCCCUACCAGCAUCCAUGUAGAAGAAAUCACUGAUACCACAGCCUCUCUGUCCUGGAGGCCUGGUCCCGAUAAUCACAGUCCAAUUACGGCAUACACCAUCCAGGCCAGGACACCAUUUUCCCUCGGGUGGCAGGCUGUCACCACAGUUCCUGAGGUGGUGGGGGGCCACCGGCUGACAGCAACAGUAAUAGACCUGAGCCCUUGGGUGGAGUACGAGUUUCGAGUCCUGGCAAGCAACAGCAUUGGGACCGGCGAGCCCAGCAAGCCAUCGAAACAAGCAAGGACAAAGGGGACCUCUCCGAAGGUCACACCAGCUAAUGUGAGUGGAGGCGGUGGCAGUCGCUCGGAAUUAGUCAUCACAUGGGAGCCAGUUCCAGAGGAGCUGCAAAACGGACCAGGUUUUGGCUACGUUGUAGCUUUUCGACCCCAUGGAGCCACGGGGUGGAUGCAGGCUGCCGUACCAUCCGCUGAAGCAUCCAGAUACAUCUUUAAAAAUGAGAGCAUUCAGCCCUUCUCGCCUUUCCAUGUGAAGGUUGGGGUUUACAACAAUGAGGGGGAAGGGCCUUUUGGACCGGUUACUACUAUCUACUCUGCUGAAGAAGAGCCUGGCCGAGCUCCCACCAGGGUCCGCGCCAAGAGCCUCUCUGCAUCCGAGAUUGAAGUUUCGUGGAAAGCUCUGCCCUGGAAUGCCAGCAAAAAAAGAGUCCUGGGCUAUGAGCUGAGGUACUGGAGUAGAAGUGAAAGGGAAGACAUGGCCAGUGUGCAAAAGACUGUAGGAAAUCAAACAUCUACUAUUAUCCACGGGGUGAAAGGCAGCACCACAUAUUACAUCUCAGUGAGGGCGUAUAACACUGCAGGGACGGGUCCUCCCAGCACCACGGUCAACGUUACCACCAAAAAACCCCCACCCAGUCAGCCGCCAGUUAAAGUGAUGUGGAACACAUCAAACUCCAAGAUUAUAUUGAACUGGGAGCAGGUCAAAGCUCUUGAGAAUGAGUCAGAGGUCACUGGUUACAAAGUGUUGUACAAGAAGAAUCGACACAGUCGCCCCAACGUCAUGGAAACCAACACAACCUCUGUAGAGCUCGCUUUGCCUACUGACGAGGAUUAUAUCAUCCAGAUAAAGCCAUUUGGAGAGGGAGGGGAAGGCAGCAGUAGCAGGCAGAUCACUAUCCCAAGGCUACCAGGCCCAAACGCAGUCGGCUCAGCGUCCAAGGUCUCCACUCUAUCAGCCCUCAGUACAAUAGCACUGUCUUUCACAGCCCGGACAUCUUUAUGACAAACAGCUCCCAGCAGACGUUGCAUCUGAUAUGAAGACAGCUCCACGGCGGAACGCAAACACAGCCCACUCUGGUGUAACUAGAUCCAUUCAUUUAGAUUUUAGAGGCAGAGGGAAGAAAUAAAAAACAAAAAAAAACAUGCCAUUGAGAUGACAGGGAACGAGUCCCCUUCAGCACCCAGGCUAAGUAAAGGAGAUUGAGCGAUGUCGUGACUAUGUUGUUACCAAAGCAGCUUUCAUAAGAAAAAAAAUAAAAUAAAGAGAAAAAUGUCUUAUAUGCAUCUUUUUGUAUGACAUGUUGAGCUUUUUAUAGAUUUUUUUUCCUUAAUCAAUUUGAAGUCAGUCUGGGCUUACUGGGGUGAGAACAAUUAAGUGCAUGGCAAAUAACAUCAUCAAAUUUUCCAGUCUGGAGGUUAAGAAUGUGAUUUGAUGGAGCACCUUUUAUCUUCUAAAGUAAGAUGAUACAUGUAACUUUGGUUCUAACAAACUGAAGUGGUUUCUUUUUCUUCAAGUGAAUUAACUGUUAACUGUUACAUCUCUGCAUUUCCGUUUCUGCAAUAUUUUACAAAUAUUUCACUCGAAGGACUUCAUCGACAUGGGUGUUUGUCAUUAUUGGUCAUCUCAUCAAGUGCUGCAGGUGAAGAGAGGAUCAGCAUUUAAAAUGAUCUGUCUCCAGACAGCACAUGCUAAUGCUUUACAAUACUGGUCAAGUGUUAGCCUUAGCAAACUGAAUGAAGUUAGCCAUCUUUAAUGUUUUCAAAAAAGUUCACUCUAAAGUUUUCUUUUUAUAUCUCAUGAGAAAAAGAGAAAACAACACUAGCUUCAGGCUGUGCACAUUCAUCAAAUAAUGCUAACUGUCGCUAAUACCGUAUAGGAUAGGUGGGAUUUUUAAACUUUGUUUUAAUGCAAUAUUCACAUUCCAUAUGUAAAUUGAGUUAUGAGUCAUUAUAAUUAUUCCUCCUGUCCAUACUGGCCCUUUAUAGUAUGACUGCACUGCGCAAGAUGUGGCUAACAUGAGGCUUUAGCUGUCUGAGUUAGCAAAAUCAAAUAGCUUUUUCACCUUUUUUUGUUUGUUUGUUUGUUUGUUUUUGUAAGCCCCUGUGCCAGUAAUAGCCAUAGCCAGAGGCUGUCCAUACAGCUGUCCUGACAGUUGUAUGUACGUCUGUCUGUACUUAAGUUUGCCCCAUUCUUGUGGAUGCGAUAUCUCAAAAACAUCUUGAGGGAAUUCCUCCAAAUGUGGCACAAAUGUCCACUUGGACGUAAUGAUAAAUUGAUAAGAUUUUGGUGGACAAAGGUCAAGGCCAGUGUGACCUUGCAUCCAUCUAAUUCUCAUGAAGGCAAUAACUCAAGAAGGCCUUGAGGGAUUUUUCUCAAAUUUGGCACAAAUUCCACUUUGACUCAAGAAUAUACUGAUGAGAAUUUGGUGGUUGAAAGUCAAAGGUCAAGGUCACUGUGACCUCACAAAACAUGUUUUUGGCCAUAAAUCAGGAAUUUUCACACAAAUGUCACAUGUCUAAUAGAAUAAAAUGAUGAAGUUAUGACUUAUUUAUUUUUUUAAUUUAAAAGGUCAAAGGUCAACUUUAAUGUGACGACAUAAUGUUCUACAAAAACAUUUUUCUGGCCAUUACUCAGCAUCAUAUCUCAGGAACAGAAGGGGAGACUUUUGGUCAGAUACUGAAUUGAUGUUUGCGAAGCAUCCAUGCUUUUUAAAGUUAUUAAUGUAAACUGUAACUGCAAAUUGAUUGGUUUGUGGAGGAAUACUGCGAGGCGGUGACUCUAGUUUUCAUACAAAAUCCCCUAAUUGUGUUCUUUCAAAUGCUUUCUUGCUGCAACCUAGCAGAAGGAUGUGUCCUGUAAGUUUGUUGCUAGGAUGAUACAAUGACAAUAAACCUACGCUACGAACUAUACAAAGAUACCAACUUGAUUUUGUUAAUUGAAGAAUUCUGAAGUUUAUUAUUGGCUUCCGCUGAACUGUAAAUUACAUUAUAAGUGCAUAGGGAUUGCUUCAUGGACAAAUAAAUGAUGACAGCAAUCAAUAGCUCUGUCAGCAUACAUGUAAAAUAAAUGCCAAACUUGUCCUUUAACGUGCUUUAUGUAGAUGCAUUCACAUGCCAUGUUUUUGAUGUCAGUCAUAUUGGGGGAGGUGACAAACAGUGCUGCACUGAGCAAAACUGGUGUCCCUGGCAACACCCCCCAACAAAAUUUAGGUGAACUGCAUUGCCAGGUCUACAGACCAACUGUUAACAUUAUCAUUAGAUCUUUGGAUAAUGUUUCCCUCAGUUUCUUUCAAAAAAAAAAAAAUAAAUAAAUAAAAAAAUAUAUAUAUAUUUUUUUUUUUUCUGGGGGGUGGGGGGCUCUUUGUGGUGCCAUAGAGGUUGUCUGUGUCACCUAUAGCAAAAUCCGCCAUUGGUGACAAAGAAUUCCCAAAAAGUCGAUGGGGUCCUUAAAGCCAUCCAUGUGAUAUUUACUGACCUUGUUACCAGAAAUAGCAGCAUGCUGUUUUGGAGAACAUCUCCCCUGGGUUCCUCGACCUUGGCCAUUGAACUGCACUGGUGACCGGACCCUUGUGGCUGUCUCAUGCUCCUCAUUCUUUCAGUUAGCCCUGUGUCUAGAGCUAUUCUUUGCCUUCUGUGUGCCUCAUCAUAUGUUCAAAAUCCUCAGGUCCUUAAAGAGCCUUAACUUAUCACAUGUAUAUCAAAAACAUUAGAAACAUAGAACUAUGAAGCAGCCGCGGUGAUGUUUACAUGCUGCUGUGUUGAUAGAUACUGUAUGUGAUUGGGAUCGGGAGGGGGGGGGGGCAGCAUCCUUUGUGCAAUGCUGAGGAUACCGAGGUUAGUUUGAAUGGCAUUCCGCUGUUUCGCAUGGGAUAUUGGCAAUAUAUGAGGCCUGGUGCAUUUUUAUAGGUGUGUAUUCUUAUUAAAAGACAAUGCUGCUGAUCUUUUCCUUUUCCCAUAGUCUCCUGAUGCCAUGUGGGACUGCUGUGCUACAGACGUACAGUGCAGUCUGUAUGUAGCUUGUAAUCCAGUUAAGUAGUUUGUACUUUGAAGGGAAGUGUGCUGUAGGCUACUGGGUCUUGCUCAGAAUCAUGCAUCAAAGAUGUGUAAUAUACUGUUUUGUACACUUCAAAUCAUUUAUAUAAAAGAACCUUUCUAAAGAGAUGAUUUACUUGGUUUUUAUGUAAUAACUCUGUUUCAUACUGUAGCUAACUGUUGCUCAGCAUGACUGUGCUUUGUCCUCUAUCUUCUGUCCAUCUGCAAACCGACUGAAUGGCUUUAGGAACAUGCAAGGUCCAUGCAUCCGAUAGGUUUGUGUAUACUGUAUGUGUACCAUGAAAUCUGAACCACGUCUAUCAGCUCCAUGUCUAUGCUUCUGUCUCAGUCAGCCCUUCUGCGAUGUACUGGGUCUACUGUCCAUAUACGCUCUACAUGAGGGUUUCCUCUGUUGCUGUUUGUUGUUUAUACUGUGUUAAU
Messenger RNA from Epinephelus fuscoguttatus (brown-marbled grouper), 6992 nucleotides. RefSeq names its product contactin 4 (gene cntn4). NCBI's taxonomy places the organism in Eukaryota, Metazoa, Chordata, Actinopteri, Perciformes, Serranidae. Bases 433 to 3522 code for a protein of 1029 amino acids. The record is from RefSeq and is a predicted model, not a curated record. Gene Ontology annotation, molecular function: protein binding. The transcript has 23 exons.